Messenger RNA from Anolis carolinensis (green anole), 6798 nucleotides. RefSeq names its product zinc finger protein 135-like. Lineage: Eukaryota; Metazoa; Chordata; Lepidosauria; Squamata; Anolidae. The transcript has 2 exons. Gene Ontology annotation, molecular function: DNA-binding transcription factor activity, RNA polymerase II-specific; RNA polymerase II cis-regulatory region sequence-specific DNA binding. The coding region runs from base 267 to 1631 and encodes 454 amino acids. The record is from RefSeq and is a predicted model, not a curated record. Gene Ontology annotation, cellular component: transcription regulator complex; PcG protein complex; chromatin. Gene Ontology annotation, biological process: regulation of transcription by RNA polymerase II.
AUUUCUGGGAGGAGGAGGAGGAGGAGACAAAGAGCAGGAGAGGCUUCGGGAGAGAAGGAAGGAAGGAAGGAAGGAAGGAAGGAAGGAAGCAGGGAAAUGAGGAUUCUGUGGAGCUACCUCUUGGGUUCAGUAAGGAAACCUAUAAUAUAGGAAGAAGAAAUCCUUUCAAGGUGAUGAUCUUGCUGAAUUCUGGACCUUACAGAUAAGAAAGGAAAAAAGAAGAGUCAAUUAUCUGUAGUGUAUUUAAACACUGUAUCACUGUUGACAUGACAGAGAAAGCAUCUAAAUGCCUCGAGUGUGGAAAAAGUUUCACUCGGAGGGAUCGUCUCCAACAACAUGAAAGAAUUCACACUGGGGAGAAGCCCUUUGAAUGCCUUGUGUGUGGAAAGAGCUUCACUUACAGUGGAGGAUUAUAUUUACAUCAAAGGACUCACACUGGGGAGAAGCCCUAUACAUGCCUGGAGUGUGGAAAGAGCUUUGCUCAGAGUGGAGAUCUACGUCCACAUCAAAGGACUCACACUGGGGAGAAACCCUAUAAAUGUCUGGAGUGCGGAAAGGGCUUCACUCAGAGAGCAAAUCUACGUUCACAUCAAAGGACUCACACUGGGGAGAAACCCUAUACUUGCAUGGAAUGUGGACAGAGCUUCACUGAGAGUGGAAGUCUACGUUCACAUCAAAGGACUCACACUGGGGAAAAACCUUAUACAUGCCUAGAGUGUGGACAAAGCUUCACUCAUAGUUCAUGUCUACAUUCACAUCAAAGGACUCACACUGGGGAGAAACCCUAUCAAUGCCUGGAUUGUGGACAGAGCUUCACUCAUAAUUCAGGUCUACAUGCACAUCAAAGGACUCACACUGGGGAGAAACCCUAUACAUGCAUGGAGUGUGGACAGAGCUUCACUCAGAGUUCAAGUCUACGUUCACAUCAAAGAAUUCACACUGGAGAAAAACCCUAUACAUGCCUGGAAUGUGGAAAGAGCUUCACUCAUACUUCAAGUCUACGCUCGCAUCAUAGGACUCACACUGGGGAGAAACCUUAUCAAUGCCUGGAUUGUGGACAGAGCUUCACUGAGAAUGGAAGUCUACGUUUACAUCAAAGAAUUCACACUGGGGAAAAACCCUGUAUAUGUCUGGAGUGUGGACAGAGCUUCACUCAGAGUUCAAGUCUACGUUCACAUCAAAGAACUCACACUGGGGAGAAACCCUAUACAUGCCUGGAGUGUGGAAAGAGCUUCACUCAGAGAGUGAAUCUAAAUUCGCAUCAAAGGACUCACACUGGAGAAAAACCCUAUACAUGCUUGGAGUGUGGACAGAGCUUCACUCAUAGUUCAGGUUUACGGUCACAUCAAAGGACUCAUACUGGGGAGAAACCCUAUAAAUGUCAGGAGUGUGGACAAAGCUUCACUCAUAGUUCAGGUUUGCGUUCACAUCAAAUGACUCACACUGGGGAGAAACCCUAUGCAUGCCUGGAGUGUGGAAAGAGCUUCACUCAUAGUUCAGGUCUACGUUUACAUCAAAGGACUCACACUGGGGAGAAACCCUAUAAACUCAUGGUGUGUGGAAAGAGCUUCUCUGAGAGUUCAAAUCUACAUGGACCUAGAACUCACAUUGGAGAGAAUAGUGGUAUUUGACCCCAUAGAGAUUGUCCGAGAUAUAUAUUUUCAUGUUAGUGGCACACUUUUUAGUCAUUCAUCCUUUUGCCACACAGUAGUUCUGUUAGCAAAUCAUAGGUUAAACCAGGGGUCCCCAAACUUUUAAAGCAGAGGGCCAGUCCACAAUCUUUCAGACUGUGGAGGGGCCGAAUUAUCAUUUGAAAAAAAAAUGAACAAAUUCCUGUGCACACUGCACAUGUCUUAUUCGUAGUGCAAAACAACAACAACAAUGAAAGAACAAUACAAUAUUUAAAAAUGAAAACAAUUGUAAACAACAUAAACCUAUCAGGAUUUCAAUGGGAAGUGUGGGCCUGCUUCUGGCCAAUGAGAUAGUCAGGUUCAUUAGGAUUGUUGUUGUUGUGUGCCUUCAAGUCAUUUCAGACUUUAGGUGAGCCUAAGUCUAAAAUUAUUUAUUUAUUCAUUUACUACAUUUAUUUAUUACAUUUAUAUCCUGCCCUUCUCACCCUGAAGGGGACUCAGAGCAGCUGUAUGUACAUACAAUAUAUUAUAUUAUUAGCAUAGCACAAUAUUAGCAUUAUAUAUUACUACAUUGAACUAUACCACUAUACUGUAAUAUUAUAUGUAAUAUAUAACAUAUAAUUAAUAUUAUUAUAUGGUAUUAUUAUUAGUAUUAUAUUGUAUAACAUUAUAAUAUUAUUAUCAAUAUUAUAUGUAUAUACAAUAUAGUAUACUAGCUGUGCCUGGCCACGCGUUGCUGUGGCAUUGUCUGGUGGUGUUGGUGAGAAAUUGUUGAGGUAGUAGUUGUAUUGAAUGUCUGUUGUAUGGUUGUCUUUAUGUUUAGUAUGCAUUUGGUUGUUUGUGUACUGUGAAAGUGGUGAGGGCAGAGGGGGUCUAUGUAUUUUAUAGGCAGUGUGGAAGAGGCCUAAGCGAGGCCUAAUUCUGCCUUUCCCCUGGGCUGAGUGGGUUGCUAGGAGUGGGCAGAGCUUAGCCUUCUAACUGGCAGCAAUUGGAUAAAAACAAUUAUUCCUCUCCCUCUAAUUAGGACUUUCUUUUUCUUUUCUUUUUUUUGUAUCAACCUAGAGGUGUGGAUGAGGGGUUGUGCUGUCAGUUUUCGGGGUUGGGGGGCCUUUAGUUUUGUUGUUUUGUCGGUCGCCAGGAUUCCAUCACUCUUUUAUAUAUAUAGAUUAUUUAAAAUGAUAUAAAAAUAUUAUAUUAUAAAACUGAGGGCAGGGGCCAGGUAAAUGACCUUGGAGGGCCGCAUCCGGCCCCCGGGCCUUAGUUUGGGGACCCCUGGGUUAAACCAACCUCUUAUAUGUUUUCAAUAUAUAUAAUAUAAUGUAAUAUAAUAAUAUAUAGGAAUCAGUUUCCUAUAAUGAGUCCCCUGGGAAGAUGGGGCGGGCUGCAAAUAUUAUUAUUAUUACUACUACUACUACUACUACUACUACUGUCUUUACUGUACAAAUCAAGCAUGAGCAAACUAAAGCCCGGGGGCCAGAUGCGUUUACCUCAGACCCUCCUCCACAGGCCGUGUGUCCCACCUUCCUCUUGACAUAAGGAGUGGGCAAGUGGCUCCGUCUUAUGCUGGGAAGACAACCUGAGGAUGACCCAGGCCCUGCCCUGCCCUGCCCUGCCCCCUCCCAGGCCCUACUCCUUGCAGACCUGCCCCCUUCUUUCCUGGCCGGGCCAGCAAUACAACCAGAAGGCAAAAAAAAAGUUUGCCCAUGCCUGGUAUAAACCAUAUUUGUGUAAUUUCCUCUAUAGCUGCUCCAUGUGGUUCAUCACAAACCUAGUUAUUGACAGGUUAUAUUUUCUUAAUUCAAAAAUUAGCAAUUUUAGUGGUAAUUUCUGCAACUCAAUCAACAAAUUGUGCCAAUAACAAAAGUUAUAAAAGAACCUACACUUGAGCACACCAGCACUCCACUUCUGUAGUGAAUAAACGUCUGUGGGUGUUGUCGUGGCUGGAUAACCUUCCAUGGGUGCGUUGACUGUGUCUGCCCGGCUGGCUUUAGGGGGCUGGACUAGGUACCCUUUGGGGGUCUCUUCCAAGCCCAGCGAAGUAUAGCCUGCCUGGGAGCCUGGAGUCUCCUCUGGAGGUUUUGAGCUGAGGUUGGAUGGCUGUCUGUUGGGAGGGCUUCUACAGUGCCUUCCUGCCUGGCUGAAGGGGGUGGACUGGAUGUUCUUUGUGAGUCUCUUCCAAUGAGUAUGGGGGAGAAACAUUUCUCAUGGGAUGCACCUGUGGACUACAGGCAACCCAUUCGUGUGCCAUGGCAUACAGUUUGGAAAGCUCUGAUCUAAGACAUACAAAGGCAAUGCUCAUUAAUGCAGAAAAAUGAGAGUACGAUUUAUCAUAUUGUGAUGACUUUGCAGAAAGUCCAGAAAUAUUGGACUCAAAUGCUUGCGAUGGUGGACGAUAAAGGUUAAUGUUACAUUUACAGUGAGCCCAGAGUUUUGUUUCAUAAGAAUGUUGGACAGCCAUAUAGAAUAAAAAUUUGGAAGAUGCCUAGAAUAUAGGAUGACUACGGCAAGCAUCGUUUCCCCUCAGAGAGGGGAGAAACCAUCUCCUCCCACACGGGGAGGUUGACUGACGAAGAUUCGCGAUUGAUCAAAAAUGGAAGAAGUGACUCUGCUCAUUAAAGAGAAAUCCUUGAUCAACUUCAAGAAAGAUGGAGACUUCUUUAUCACUUUUCCACAACAACAAGAACAAGAGGAGCAAAUGUCAGCUGCCGGAUUUAUGAAUUAGAAGCGUGUUGCCAAAAGCAGAAGUGUACUUACAUAGGAUUAACUGGGGGAGUAGAAUAGUAAGGGAUAUAAUCAACUCACUUCGAAGUUCUUAAAAUUAGGCCCAGGUUUUUUAGUUAGUGUAUUUCGUGUAUUUAUAUUAGUGUCUUUUAUUGGUGUUUUUUUCUGAUUUUUUCUAGUUUGUUGUAGUCUCCACUCUGCGCUGUACAGUUUUAGUGUUAUAUAUUAUAAAAUUACUAUGUUUCUCUUUAUCUUAAUAAAAAAUGUGUUUGCAAAGCGGGGAUGUAGAAGGUUCAAAAUAUCAGAGACUGGAAAGGCAGAUAGAGCUGAGGUUAAAUGGAAAAUGUAAGGUCCUUUUGGAUGUCGUUUUCCACCUUUAUGUCGGUCACAUGGCUCUGCGUUUGAUUUUUAUGCUUCAGUUAUUACAUAUAUACUGUGUUUUGAUCAUCGUCUAUUGCUUUUUCGGGUAUGACUUUGGUUUUCAUCGUUGCACACCUGAAUCCUGCAUUUCAGUACAGAUGUCCCUCCAUAUUUGCAGGUGUAGGUUAUUUCAUAGAAUCCUAGAAUAGUAGAGUUGGAAGAGACCUCAUGGGCCAUCCAGUCCAACCCCAUUCUGCCAAGAAGAAGGAAAUCGCAUUCAAAGCACCCCCGACAGAUGGCCAUCCAGCCUCUGCUUAAAAGCCUCCAAAGAAGGAGCCUCCACCACGGCCCUGGGGAGAGAGUUCCACUGUCGAACAGCCCUUCUCACAGUGAGGAAGUUCUUCCUGAUGUUCAGGUGGAAUCUCCUUUCCUGUAGUUUGAAGCCAUUGUUCCAUUGUGUCCUAGUCUGCAGGGCAGCAGAAAACAAGCUCCGUCCCUCCUCCCUAUGACUUCCCCUCACAUAUUUGUACAUGGCUCUCAUGUCUCCUCUCAGCCUUCUCUUCUGCAGGCUAAACAUGCCCAGCUCUUUAAGCCGCUCCUCAUAGGGCUUGUUCUCCAGACCCUUAAUCAUUUUAGUCGCCCUCCUCUGGACGCUUUCCAGCUUGUCAACAUCUCCCUUCAUCUGCGGUGCCCAGAAUUGGACCCAGUGUGAUUCCAGGUGUGGUCUGACCAAGGCAGAAUAGAAUAAGGGGGAGCAGGACUUCCCUGGAUCUAGACGCUAUUCCCCUAUUGAUGCAGGACAGAAUCCCAUUGGCUUUCUUAGCAGCCGCAUCACAUUGCUGGCUCAUGUUUAACUUGUUGUCCACAAGGACUCCAAGAUCUUUUUCACAUGUACUGCUGUCUAGCCAGAUGUACUGCUGUCUAGCCAGCAAUCCUUUCUCCCACCCUGGACAUCCUUCCAGAUCUCUAUCUACACUCCACUUGCCUAGUUUCCAACAGACCUCCCAACCUCUGGGGAUGCCUGCCACAGCUGUGGGCAAAACGUCAGGAGAAAAUGCUUCUGGAACAUGGCCAUACAGUCCAGAAAACUCACAGCGAUCUAAUAUAUAUAUAGGUUUCUCCCAUUCCUCCUCCUCUCUGAUCUGGUUCACACGUACUGCUGUUGAGGCAGGCAUCUCCCAUUCUGUAUCUUUGCAUUCCAUUUUUUCUGCCGAAGUGAAAUAUCUUGCAUUUGUCCCUGUUGAACUUCAUUUUGUUAGUUUAUUUAUUUACAGCACUGAUAUAGAAUCAUAGAAUCAUAGAGUUGGAAGAGACCUCACGGGCCAUCCAGUCCAACCCCAUUCUGUCAAGAAGUAGGAAAAUCACACGCAAAGUACUCCUGACAGAUGGCUAUCCGUCCUCUGCUUAAAAGCCUCCAAAGGAGGAGCCUCCACCACACUCCAGGGCAGAGAGUUCCACUGCUGAACAGCUCUCACAGUGAGGAAGUUCUUCCAACUCGUAGAACGUUACGAGCUGGGGAGGCCCUGCUCUCAGUCCCACCUCCUUCGCCAGCGUGACUGGUGGUGACGAGAGACAGGGCCUUCCUUCCUUCCUUCCUUCCUUCCUUCCUUCCUUCCUUCCUUCCUUCCUUCCUUCCUUCCUUCCUUCCUUCCUUCCUUCCUUCCUUCCUUCCUUCCUUCCUUCCUUCCCAGUGGUGGCUCCUUGGCUGUGGAAGCCCCUCCCCACGACAUCCGGCAGGAUCCAUCCUUUCUGCCUUUCAGGAAAAAAGCCAAGCAUCUAAAGAAUAAGUUUCUACAGCUUUGACAUGGUCUGGAUUGAUUAUGUGGAAGGUUUUUGGAUGCAUUUCAUAUGUUUAUAAAUUUUGUAUACUGUUUUAUGUGUAUUAAUGCUUCAUGUUAAUCUUUUAAAGUGUUUUUUUAUGUUUUAUUGCUAUCGUUGGUUUUUAUGGACAUUGGAUUCUGGCCAGAUUUGUAAGCCACCUUGAGUCCUUUUGGGUGAGAAAGGCGGGAUAGAAAUGAAGUAAAUAAAUACAUAAAUAAAAUACACAGAACAAACAUUAAAGCAGAAGACACGAGUUUAAAAUCUA